Candidozyma auris is the source of this 666-nucleotide messenger RNA. RefSeq names its product SWI/SNF catalytic subunit (gene SNF2). Bases 1 to 666 code for a protein of 221 amino acids. NCBI's taxonomy places the organism in Eukaryota, Fungi, Ascomycota, Pichiomycetes, Serinales, Metschnikowiaceae. The transcript is spliced from 2 exons. The record is from RefSeq and is a predicted model, not a curated record.
AUGAACAGACAGCCCACAAGGGAAGAGAUCCAGCGCUAUGUCCAGCGCUGGCAUCAGCUCAAGCAACAGUACGGGGACCAGGUUCAAAAUGUCCCAGAGUACAACCAAUUGCUGAAGGUGAUACGGUUUUUCCAGCUCCAGGCUGCCCAGAGACAGCAACAGCAGCAGCAACAGCAACAACAAAAUGGCGUAAAACCGAACCUGGCUCAAUUGCAACAAGGCCAACUGCCUCAACAGAGCCAGUUCAAUGCCAUGGGUAAUGUACCAGGCAACAUGGCCGGUGGGAACGCUAGCAACGUGAACCAGAUAAAUAUGAACCAAAUGGGAGGCAUGGCAAACGGAAACCCAAUGGCUCAAAAUAUCAACAACCAGCCAUAUAUGCAGAUGCAAGGCAUGGCGCCAGGGUCCCAUGCUUCUACGAAUGCCAUGAACACACCUGCAGUAGGAAACGCUAACGUUCUCCCAGCAGGAGGGCAGAUGCCCAUGAUGAGUGGUCCCAACUCACACUCACCGAUAAGUCAGUCUCCUCAUGCCCUCAUGGCCAACACCCCGUCGGUGGGUCAGCCUCAGGGCAUGGACACCGGUCUCCAAGGAGGCAUUCCUCCAGGUAUGCAUGGUGGCCCAGCAAUGGGUCAGAUGCAAACAGUGCUGUUGGUAACUCUCUAG